UUAAAUUAAAUUGUAUAUGGUGAGAGAAAAGACUUUUUCUCAGUCUUUAAAACGUGUUUACGUUUUUCAAACUGAUUCGAUUUUUGAACGUGAAAAUGAUGAACAGUAUUGUGAUACUUUUGAUGAUAAUUUCAACAAUCUUUGCCUGUGACCAAUUUGCGAACAAAGAGAAGAAAAAUUACGACGAUAUAAUCGGAGCAAAUACAUACAAUAAAGAAUCCUUCGACAGAUUUUAUAAAAUGCUGAAACACUAUUGUUUCCAAAAUCAAACAACUAAGGCCAUAUUUGAAAAAAAUAGGCUAAAUCUCCCAUCGAUAAAAAAUAUUGGGCUUACUUCGAACGAAUUCAAGGAUCUAUGUGCGGCUAUAUACGAUACAAAAAAGGCCAACCAACGUGGCACAGGUGAAAGUGAUGCAGAAAUAGCUUUCAAAACUUUGGUCGAGUCUCUUAGAGCACUUUUUGUAACAUAUAACGGAAGACUGUCUGGAGAAGAGAAUUAUCGUGCGAAACAAGCGUUGAAAACUGAAUUCAUGAAAGAUCCCAUUCACUUCUUAUGCUACUUGACUACACGAAGAAUGGAUAUAGAGGACGAUAUCAAGACAGUUCGAGAAAUAUUUGAAAAUGUAUCGCGCGAAGAAGCAGCUCUGCGUGUUUACUUGCUUGAACCAGACGAUUCUGUUGGCUGUUCAGAUGUUUUAAACGUCUUCCUACCAUUUAUGAAUGGACAAUAAAGUGGCUAUGAUUAAAUAUUGUAUUGACAUGUAAAAAAGCGAUCGUCACUUAAAAAUACAGCUAUAAAUAAACUAAAAA
Messenger RNA from Contarinia nasturtii (swede midge), 810 nucleotides. RefSeq lists its product as uncharacterized. Lineage: Eukaryota; Metazoa; Arthropoda; Insecta; Diptera; Cecidomyiidae. The transcript is spliced from 8 exons. Bases 96 to 731 code for a protein of 211 amino acids. The record is from RefSeq and is a predicted model, not a curated record.